Molecule: messenger RNA, 11566 nt
Organism: Protopterus annectens (West African lungfish)
Lineage: Eukaryota; Metazoa; Chordata; Ceratodontiformes; Protopteridae
Gene: PTPRD
Product: protein tyrosine phosphatase receptor type D
Exons: 50
Coding region: 919-6753 (1944 amino acids)
Biological process (GO): protein dephosphorylation
Molecular function (GO): protein binding; protein tyrosine phosphatase activity
Source: RefSeq, a predicted model, not a curated record
CGCCUCACAUAGCCAGCAGCUGUGAGUGCUGUACUUUGACAGCACCACUGACUGUCUCGUUUUCUCUCUCUCUCUCUCUGCUUCUCCAAAGAAGCUUUUCACUUUUUGUAUGUCUCUUUCUCACUGCUACUCUCUCCCACUUCCAGCUACAGCCGAGAGAGUACAGUUGAUAAUGGGCCUGUGUGUGGAAUAGGAAACGCAUAUUUCUUUGACUGAUUGAAGGAAAAAAAAUAGAAGACUCCUGUGGGAUUUCAAAGAGGUUUGGACAGUCUGUUUUAGCUCUUCAAUUACAACAAUAGGUGUGAAAUAGCUACUGUUCUGCACAACAAAUCUGGGCUGCAAAAACUAUUUAUUUUAAGUCUGAAGCAUCAUUCAUCUCUGUGACACUGGUACUGCUCCAUGUUGUAACAGAAGGAGAGUAACCAUUCAGGGAAGUCUCAAGGACUUUAACAUAAUGAAUCAUCUGGUCAAUGGCUGCACUUGAACAACAAUUACAUUAAACCUGGUGGUCUCCUGGUUUUCGGCACUUUAGUGAUCAGCUCCUGACUUGCAGCAUUGUGACAACUGCAUUAGCAGCAAUGGUCAGCCUGUUCUCAAUGUCUCUCUCCUGAGCGAACAGCACUAUGCGCCUGGCAGCACGGUCUCAGGGUAGAGAGCUUUCUAUUGAGCACCGCACUUGCAUACUCCGGCUGUCUGGACGUUUCCAAAGGAGGACACUGUUUAAGGAUCAGCAGGUUCUGAUGAGUACUGGAUUUUAACCAAGGAUAAUUGAGGCGGGUUCAAAAUCCAGUUCCUGAAGAGCCUGUUACACAGAGGUGGACGGGAUCAGUGUUGGCUCUGAAGAUUGCGGAUUGGAAAGUCCAGGCAGGCCAGACUCACAGAAGCCUGUGAGCUAUUGAGAACCAGGCUGCCAAGAGAAUGCUGAUGCCAAGUUGUCGAAUGCUGCCUGUCUCCAGGUCGCUGGUGGUUCUGCUGUGUUUUUUACUGUGUACUGAUGCUGAAACACCUCCAGAGUUUAAAAGAUCUCCUGUGGAUCAGACAGGGGUCUCGGGAGGAGUUGCAUCAUUCAUUUGCCAAGCCUCAGGAGACCCCAGACCUAAGAUUGUAUGGAACAAAAAGGGGAAGAAAGUCAGCAACCAGAGAUUUGAGGUGAUAGAAUUUGAUGAUGGAUCUGGGUCUGUCCUAAGAAUACAGCCUCUCCGAACACCACGUGAUGAGGCUAUUUAUGAAUGUGUUGCCAGCAAUAAUGUUGGGGAAAUAAGUGCAACCACCAAGCUCACUGUUUUACGUGAGGACCUGAUACCAGCAGGUUUUCCCACAAUAGACAUGGGCCCACAAUUGAAGGUGGUCGAGCGAACUCGCACAGCCACCAUGUUAUGUGCAGCCAGUGGCAACCCAGAUCCAGAAAUCACCUGGUUUAAAGACUUUCUGCCCAUUGAUACCAGCAACAGCAAUGGGCGCAUCAAACAGCUACGAUCAGAAUCUAUUGGUGGUACACCAAUAAGAGGUGCCCUUCAAAUUGAGCAGAGUGAGGAAUCUGACCAAGGCAAAUAUGAGUGUGUUGCAACCAACAGUGCUGGUACACGAUAUUCUGCCCCAGCCAAUCUAUACGUUAGAGAGCUGCGAGAAGUUCGACGUGUCCCACCAAGGUUUUCCAUUCCUCCAACAAACCAUGAGAUCAUGCCAGGUGGGAGUGUUAAUAUCACUUGUGUAGCAGUGGGGUCACCGAUGCCUUAUGUGAAAUGGAUGCUGGGAGCAGAGGACUUGACUCCUGAAGAUGACAUGCCCAUAGGAAGAAAUGUGCUUGAGCUUACAGAUGUCAGGCAAUCUGCAAACUAUACGUGUGUUGCCAUGUCCACACUUGGCGUUAUUGAAGAAAUAUCACAAGUGACUGUUAAAGCUUUACCCAAACCUCCGGGACUUCCAGUUGUAACAGAAACCACAGCAACAAGCAUAACACUGACUUGGGAUUCAGGUAAUCCAGAACCAAUUACAUACUAUAUAAUCCAGCAUAAAUCCAAGAACUCUGAAGAGCCAUACAAAGAAAUCGAUGGAGUAGCUACUACACGUUAUAGUAUUGGUGGAUUGAGCCCUUUCUCAGAAUACGAGUUUCGUGUAGUUGCUGUUAACAACAUUGGGCGGGGUCCGCCUAGUGAACCAAUCAGGGCAAGGACAGCAGAACAGGCCCCUUCUAGUGCUCCUCUCAGUGUUGAAGCACGUAUGAUGAGCACUUCUACUAUUGUGGUUCAGUGGCAGGAGCCAGUUGAGCCAAAUGGACAGAUUCAAGGAUAUCGGGUUUACUACACUACUGAUCCAACACAGCAUGUCAACAGCUGGAUAAAGAAGAUUGUGCCUGACAGCCUAGUCACCACAAUCAGUGGUGUAACACCACAGAAGACCUACUCUGUAAAGGUCUUGGCAUUUACGUCUGUUGGCGAUGGUCCAUUGUCAAAUGAAGUACAGGUCAUUGCACAGGCUGGAGUUCCAGGCCAACCUCAAAAUUUUAAGGCAGAACCUGAAUCAGAAACCAGUAUAUUGCUGUCCUGGUCCACCUCACGCUCUGGCAACGUUGUGGAAUAUGAACUUUACUACAAGGAGGGGCCAUCUGGUGAAGAGCACCGUGUUAGUGUUGGGCUGGGAGCUUCUUACCGUUUGCAGGACCUGAAGCCAAACACCAUGUAUCAUUUCCGACUAGCUGCCAAAUCUGCCGAAGGCAUCGGUGCUUCUGCUUCUGAAAUAACGGCAAAGACUUUGCAGUCAAAGCCGUCAGCUGCUCCUCAAGACAUCAAGUGCUUCAGUCCAUCGUCAACUAGCAUUGUGGUAAGUUGGAUGCCUCCACCGGUAGAGAAACAGAAUGGCAUCAUCAUUAAGUACUCUAUCAAGUACAUUGCCUUGGAUGGGGAUGAAAUAAAGCCUUUCGAAGUUACUGAGAUUUCUGCGGAUACCACCCAGUAUCGUUUGGAAAAUCUGGAAAAAUGGACUGAGUAUCGCAUUACCCUUACAGCCCAUACUGGUGUUGGACCGGGCCCAGAGAGCUCUUCAGUAUUCAUUCGCACAGAUGAAGAUGUUCCCAGUGGUCCUCCUCGCAAGGUCGAGGUUGAGGCUAUCAACUCGACAUCUAUAAAUGUGUCUUGGCGUUCACCUGCCCCCAACAAGCAACAUGGACAGAUCCGUGGAUAUCAAGUUCAUUAUGUCCGAAUGGAAAAUGGAGAGCCAGUAGGACCACCUGCCUUAAAGGACAUCAUGCUAACAGAUGCACAGUGGGAAUUUGAUGAUACUGCUGAACAUCAAAUGAUUAUUUCUGGGCUGCUUCCUGAAACCACAUAUUCUGUAACAGUGACAGCUUAUACCACAAAGGGAGACGGAGCGCGCAGCAAGCCAAGACUUGUCAUCACAAAAGGGGCAGUGCCCGGAAGACCUCGACUUUUGGUGAGUCCUACUCAGAUGAACACUGCUCUUGUUCAGUGGCAUCCUCCUAUAGAGACCUUUGGACCAUUGCAAGGAUAUCGUCUCAGAUAUGGCCGCAAGGACUCAGAGCUGCUUUCCACUCUGGAAUUUUCUGAUCGGGAUGAUCAUUUCACAGCUACAGAUAUCCAUAAAGGAGCAACUUAUGUCUUCAGGUUCUCUGCCAAAAACAAAGUAGGAUUUGGUGAGGAGAUAGUAAAGGAGAUAGUCAUUCCUGAGGACGUACCAAGUGGAUUCCCACAACACAUACGUGCUGAUGGCACUACCUCAUCAUCGGUGCAGUUAAUUUGGCAGCCACCUGUUCUAGCAGAACAAAAUGGGAUCAUCAUUAAAUAUACACUCUUGUACAGGGAUAUCAAUAAUCCAAACAAUCCUAUUGAGAUCUCCAUUGUUCCACCUGAAACAUCUAUGAUGCUGAGUGGGUUAAAAGCAGAUACUACAUAUGAUAUUAAAGUUCGUGCUUGCACAAGUAAAGGGCCCGGUCCAUAUAGUCCAAGUGUCCAAUUCAGAACAUUGCCUGUGGAUCAAGCAGUGUUUGCAAAAAAUUUCCAUGUCAAAGCAGUAAUGAAGACUUCUGUGCUGCUGUCCUGGGAGAUUCCAGAAAACUAUAAUUCUGCUCUGCCUUUCAAAAUCCUGUACGAUAAUGGGCAGAGUGUUGAGAUAGAUGGCCGAGAUACCCAGAAGUUGAUCACCAACCUACAGCCAGAAACGCAAUACUCCUUUCUACUGACAAACCGUGCCAACAGCGCUGGAGGUCUUCAGCACAGGGUGACAGCCAGAACAGCACCAGAUGUACUUAGAACAAAACCAAUUUUCAUUGGAAAGACAAACUCUGAUGGAAUGAUAACUGUGGAGCUACCAGAGGUUCAAACAACGGAAAAAAUUAAGGGAUACUAUAUAGUAGUUGUGCCUUUGAAAAAAACCCGUGGAAAGUUUAUCAAGCUCUGGGAUAAUCCUGAUGAAAUGGAAAUGGAUGAGCUGAUUAAAGAAAUCACCAGGAAACGCAGAAGCAUCCGUUUGAGAAGGGAGCUUGACCUAAAGCCAUAUAUUGCAGCUCAUUUUGGUGUCCUUCCGACUGAAUUCACCCUUGGUGACCAGAAAGUUUAUGGAGGCUUUGAGAACAAGCAGCUCUUAGGAGGGCAGGAAUAUGUAUUUUUUGUUCUGGCUGUGAUGGAGCAUUCUGAACUGACAAUGUAUGCAACAAGUCCUUAUUCAGAUCCUGUUGUCUCAAUGAAUGUGGAGCCGGAACCUAUCCGAGAAGAAGAAGAAGGUCUCGUAUGGGUGAUUGGACCAGUUCUUGCCGUUAUCUUCAUAAUCUGCAUUGUCAUUGUUAUUCUCCUUUACAAAAGCAAACCUGACAGAAAAAGAGCUGAGUCUGAAUCAAGAAAGAGUAGCAUCCCCAACAGUAAAGAGAUUCCCUCCCACCAUCCAACAGACCCAGUAGAACUCAGACGCCUAAAUUUCCAGACACCAGGUUCAGGUGUAUCCGGUUACCCUGGUAACCUCCAUUCUUCAAGUAUGGCUAGUCAUCCACCGAUCCCAAUCUUGGAACUGGCAGAUCAUAUUGAAAGACUGAAGGCAAAUGACAACCUGAAGUUCUCCCAAGAAUAUGAGUCAAUCGACCCAGGACAGCAAUUUACAUGGGAGCAUUCCAACCUUGAAGUUAACAAACCAAAGAAUAGAUAUGCAAAUGUCAUUGCAUAUGAUCAUUCUCGUGUUCUCCUUUCAGCUAUAGAAGAUGGAUCCUGCAUAAUAUUAGGUAUACCAGGAAGUGAUUACAUUAAUGCAAACUACAUAGAUGGUUAUCGAAAGCAGAAUGCCUAUAUUGCAACGCAAGGCCCACUCCCUGAAACCUUUGGUGAUUUCUGGAGGAUGAUCUGGGAACAACGUAGUGCUACUGUAGUAAUGAUGACUAAACUUGAAGAGAGGUCGAGGAUAAAAUGUGAUCAGUACUGGCCCAGCAGAGGAACUGAAACCUAUGGUCUUAUCCAAGUGACUUUACUGGACACUGUUGAACUAGCAACAUAUUGUGUCCGAACAUUUGCACUUUAUAAGAAUGGUUCAAGUGAAAAGAGAGAAGUGAGGCACUUUCAGUUUACAGCAUGGCCUGACCAUGGAGUUCCGGAACAUCCAACACCAUUUUUAGCCUUCCUGAGACGAGUCAAAGCCUGUAACCCACCUGAUGCAGGACCUAUGGCUGUACACUGCAGUGCUGGAGUUGGAAGAACUGGUUGCUUUAUUGUUAUAGAUGCUAUGCUGGAGAGAAUAAAGCAUGAAAAGACUGUAGAUAUUUAUGGCCACGUGACAUUAAUGAGAGCCCAAAGGAAUUAUAUGGUUCAGACAGAGGACCAAUACAUAUUUAUCCACGAUUCACUGCUAGAAGCAGUGGCCUGUGGAAAUACCGAAGUGCCAGCUAGAAACCUGUAUGCAUAUAUUCAGAAACUAACACAGGUGGAACCAGGCGAGAAUGUUACAGGAAUGGAACUGGAAUUUAAGCGCUUAGCAAACUCUAAAGCUCACACUUCAAGAUUCAUCAGUGCCAAUCUUCCAUGUAAUAAAUUUAAGAAUCGCCUUGUUAAUAUUAUGCCAUAUGAAUCUACAAGAGUAUGUCUACAACCGAUUCGAGGGGUGGAAGGCUCAGAUUAUAUUAAUGCCAGCUUUAUAGAUGGCUACAGACAACAAAAGGCUUACAUAGCCACACAAGGCCCCUUGGCAGAAACAACAGAAGACUUUUGGAGAAUGCUUUGGGAGCACAACUCCACAAUCGUUGUUAUGCUGACAAAACUUAGAGAAAUGGGCAGAGAAAAGUGCCAUCAAUAUUGGCCAGCAGAGCGCUCAGCACGGUAUCAGUACUUUGUGGUGGAUCCCAUGGCAGAGUACAAUAUGCCACAGUAUAUAUUACGAGAGUUUAAGGUCACCGAUGCCAGGGAUGGUCAGUCUCGGACAGUACGGCAGUUCCAAUUUACUGACUGGCCAGAACAAGGAGUGCCAAAGUCUGGAGAAGGUUUUAUUGACUUUAUUGGCCAAGUACAUAAAACAAAAGAACAGUUUGGCCAGGAUGGGCCAAUUUCAGUUCACUGUAGUGCUGGUGUUGGCCGAACUGGAGUAUUUAUUACACUGAGUAUUGUGUUAGAAAGAAUGAGAUAUGAAGGUGUUGUAGAUAUCUUCCAAACUGUCAAAAUGUUGAGGACGCAACGGCCUGCAGUUGUUCAGACAGAGGAUCAAUACCAGUUCUGUUAUCGAGCUGCGCUGGAGUACCUCGGCAGCUUCGAUCACUAUGCAACAUAAAAUCCCAAGCCGUCCUGGAUUUUCUACAGCAGGCCCUUUAACAUCCAGCGUGCCCCUUCUGAGCCAUAUAGUGUGCUUGAGAAGUACUUCUUAACUCCUAGCUAAAGACAAAUUAAUGGGGAUAUUACUCAUACACAAAGAAAAAGACUAUUCCUGAUGGACCAAGAAAUAACCCUGAAAAAACUGACAAGCAGAGAGAAUCCUGACUGUUGAGGCAUCUGGUGGAGUUAGUUUACAGAUACUUUAAGGAUUCAACUUUGGCUUGAAAAUAAUAGGAAGUAAACUCUGCCGCCAAGAGCGAUAAUAUUCAGGAUUACCUGAAAAUUGGUUGAAAAUGACUUACAAAGCUGAACCAGUACUGCAGUGUGUUGCAGGAACAAUUCCUAUAAAAGGCCAGAUCCAUUCUUCUUAACAGAAAACAUGAAGUCAGGACAGAAAGGAUACUUUGCUUCACCAUUGCCCCUUCUUGCCAUAAUGCUCUUAGAAAUUAUUACAUGUGUAGGGGAUGGAAGGGAGGGCAAGUUUAAAGGAAAUCAAAUUACUGAUUUAGUUUUUCUUCAUUUUUGUCUUUUUUUAAGUACUGUAAAAUACUACUGAGCUGUGCAUCAUUUUUAACUGUGUAAACUUAUUUCCCUUUUUUAACAAGUUUGUCAUUCAAUGAAUUGACAUUACAAAAUGUUUCAUAACUGGUUUUCUUUAAUUCAAAACUGUAAACUUUUUUUAUGCUGUAGAACUGUUAUAUGUUAUAUCUUGCUAUAGAAAUGUUUAAUAAUUAAGAUUUAUGCACAUUUUUGUGCACUUCAGUAUUUACCAGCCAUAUUAUCAUCUUCUAGUUUUUUUCUUCUUAUGAAUUUUCUGUUUUCUUUUUCCUUUGUGUGUCAAGAAGACUUCUGUAACACUUUGUCAUAAAAGUGGGCCUUUUGGAAUCAACAGGGAGGCGCAAAGUAUAAAGCUGCUGCUAGCAUAUAUCUUAGUUCUUCCACAGUUAGGAUUGAAAAGAGUCAUGAGAAGGAUUGCCAAAAAUACAUUAAAUGAAAUAAAUGCCAUCUUUAAAAAGGCACCUGAUUAGUAUUGCUUUUUUUAGGCUUCCAUAAACUAAAUCUAGGUAGGGAUGAGGAUGAACUAAGUGAGUGGCGGGUGGGGGGUGUUUAGGUAGCAGAGAAUAAUACUGGAAUGCACAUCAGUGAUAACUGUCAUCCCCUUGUCUUGAACCUAGGUAUCUCAAUCCAGUAUAGUGCUUCAUGCCACUUCUGUGCAAUAACUGACUACAUUUAUAGCGGGUUUUCUGUAUGUGUGUGUGUGCUAGUUGUGUGUAAGUGUGUGAGUGGACAAGUUCUGUUUGCAUGUCAUUGAGGAGAGUAUAGUGCUCAUCUCUGCUGAAAGGAAAUACAUUUGUCAGUAAUGAACUUGUAGUCAUUCAGAUAAAUCUCUCUGAAAUAUGUUAAUAUUAAAAAAGAUCAUGUAACUGUAUUUCACAGGGGAAAGUCAAACCUGUUUCUCUACCAGAUUGGAAACAUUUUGUGUUGUGGUACAGUGUUCUUUAAAUAUGCUGGAUUUAUUUUGUUUGUUUGGUUCUGUUUGCAUUUAGAGUGCCUUAUAUCGAUGCCUAUUUUUUAAAAAAAAUGUCCUUAUUAGUUUUUAUGCAUAAUUAAAUUAGUUUAUAUCCGUUAUGAUUAAAUAGUAUAUUUUUAACAUGUAAAUGAAAAUAACUUUAAAAGAGAGUAUGAUAUUGCAUUCCUGGCUUUUGGGGGUAAGUUUAGGAUGCUUUUACUGGUAAUCAAGUCAAAGUAUAUGGUUGGUCAAAGCACUUUUAUCACCCAUAGCAUCUUUGCAGAUAGGUGGCUCUACAAUGUCUUGUAAUGUAGACCGUAUUCUAUCUCAUAUCAAAAAUGAAUGCUGAAGUCUCCUUGCAUGUUGUGUAUUUGGUGAAAUGGAACACUGUGUAGGAACUAUUAAUUGUUUAUGGCCUGGAAACACUACUGGGAGAAAGCUUAGCUAGGCAGUACCACUUAUUUUUGAUGGCAUUAAGCACAUGUUAAAGAGAGAGGGUCUGCUGAGUUUUGCAACAUAGAUCUGUGGGAGAUUAGUGCAUGUCCCAGAGGCUGCAUUGAUUGUAAGAUGUGGUGGUCAGUGCUAGAAUAGCAAUAGCGAAGGUAGCUGAAGUUAGCAAUAGAGGGGACAUUCUUAAAUUGCAGAUUGUACAUGUAUAGUAUUUAUCUUAUUUCACGCGUACUUGUAAAAGAACACCGUCCCAGUGAGCCUGUUCUGUUCAUGAGCACUAAGCAGAAUUAUUUAAAUGUAGUUUGUAGAUUAUACCUAAAAAGGGCUGGAUUAUAGCCAGAGCACCAUUUCUUUUAACUUCUUUUAUGCAUAUUAGUGUAUAUGUUUAAUCACAUUAUCAGAUAUAUUUAAAGGCCAUACAGAGCGGGAUAUUUUUAAAGUGUACUAAUUGAAAUACUUUUUGAAUUCAUUUAAUUUGCAGAGGAGUGUCAUUUAAUCUGUAUAAUUUAUUCCUUACCCAAAAAUAAUAUUUUGUUGGUUGUGGUAAAUGGUAGUGAUAGUUACUUAUAAAGACAUUACUUUUAGACAUUGAUUUAUUUUGUUAUUACCGAAGUUGAGAAAUUCCAGUAUUAAGAGUAACAAGUUGAAAUUCUUGUUAAAAAGUAUAGAUUUUUUUAUGUGAGGAAAUCAUAACUGGUUUUCAAAUAGUUAUCUUGAGAGAAUGUGGUCUGUGCAAUUUUUAGGUUAUCACUUGAAAAAUAAGAGCUAAACACAUAAUUUUGCCAACUUUCAAACUUACAAGUAGUAGACAAAAUGCCUAUUAUUUUUUUCUGGUUUAUAAUGUGACUUGGCAUUUGAAAAAAAAAAAAAAACUGAAAAUUUUUGCAUAAUUUUGAUAUAUUUCAUCCACGUACAAGUAAACCAAGUAGAAAACGGCAAGACCUUUCAGCCAGCCAUCUGUGUUCAUCAGUAAAUAUUAUUCUCUACAUGAUACCAGGCGAAUGUCUUAGCUGACAUGCAUAGCGGAACAUUCAUGCCCAUCAUGUUUUGAAAACAGCCUGAAUGUUUAAACUGAAAGUUUUAUAACAAAUUUAAACUGGACAGCUGUCCAUGCACAAUAAAAGAAUCAGUGUUAUGACCUUUAACUAGUAGAAAACCAGUUGUUGCAGUUUCAGUUUGUGCCAGCUUGACAAAAAUAAAUGUAAGGUACUCAGUUUAUCCAGAAUCUGUAGGAUGUCUAGAGUCCUGUUGUAUUUCCUAAUUCUUGUUAAUUUCUUGUGUAUUGCACAGACUUGUCUUUGCAUAUUAUAAUGGUUACCCAUCUGGAAACUCAGAAAUCAAGGAUAGUUAGGAGCCAUUAAAAUGUACCUUAAAAGGAAAGUUCAAAGAUAGGUACUGUAUUUUUAAAGGCUACCUCAGGUUUAAUUUGUAAAACAUGCAUCAGUGUAAUUCGACUGCUCACACCAUAGAGUGUAUUGUACUUUUAUUCCUAAAGACUAAAGAAAGUGCCAGAAUACUCAGUCCCAUCAUAUUUUUAUAUUGUCAAAAUAUAGGUAUAAAUAUAGAUCUAAAUACAUAUAAAUAUAUAUACACACACAUAUAUAUAUAUAUAUAUAUAAAAAUAUAGCUAUAUCUCUAAAAGAUGGAGUGAGCUGGAAGAGGAAACUUACCACUUUAAUAAUUAUGCCAGUACUGAAUGGAAAUGUGUCUUAAAAAAGGCAAUCAGCAGUUCUUAUAGUCCACUUACCAAGAGACAUGUCUUAGUAAUGUGUGUCAGAUCUGUCAGCUAUAGCAUAGCCACAGAUGAAAUGGGUGUUUCAGAAAAAGUGCGAGUUGAAAUGUUUAUAUAAAUGUGCAGUGCUGCAGUUAUGGAGGAGAUUUGCAUGGCUUAACAUUACUGUUGCAUUUUUGUUUGUCUUACCAGUAGCUUUUCCAACAUCAGUGAUGUGCAUUCCACGCGUUUCACUUCUCUAUGUAUGUACAUAUGUGUAUAUAUUUCACCAUGAUGAUGUUUUAAUAAGCCAAUCUGCAGGCAAUUCAAUAAAUUUUGCAGUGGAAAAUUUUGUUUAAUCAUUCUAAUCAGUACGGUGCUAUUAUUUAUCUAUAUGUGUAGUUAUGUAUAAUUUUGUAAUUAGUUGCUUUUCAAAAUUUAAAAAAAAUAUAAAAAAAGUAUUUGUACAAAGCCUGUUCAUUUUAGCUCUUUUUAUGAUAGGUCUGGGUAGGUAUUGCAAGAAACAGCUGAGUAGGCCCUCUGUAGGGAGAUUUGCACUUUCUAUACCUUUGUACUAUGCACUGCCCUAUUGAUUCUACACCCAGUAAUAUUAUUACUUGAACCCAUCUAUAAGGACAGCUUACAAAAAUUCACCUCUUUCAUGUAUGUAAAUAACAUAGGAUCUUAAAAAGAUGUCUGUUGCAAAAAAGUAGCCUUUUUUGGUUUUGGUUUUCCUAAUCAUAACUCCAACAGUUAUCCAAUGGCUACAGGUCCUUUCAUGCCCAUCUGUUAUAUUCAGCCUUGGGUGUGUGGGUACAAAGAUAAUACAAAUUGUGUUCUUUGCUUUCAUUAUGGAUGCAUAGAAUGAAAUUAAACAGGAGAAACAAUCAUUCACAAACUGGCUUGUUAAAAAAGGAUAAUACAAUUACCUCUAAUUAGUAGAACGAGUCAAUGUUUUACAGGAUAAAAGGCGUGCUUUUUAUUUUCUUACUUCGUUAUGUUGAUGGCGAAAGGAGUCUGUAUGUAAAAAUCAAGUUCUUUGCUGACACAAGUUCCAUUUGUUACAAAUGAAUUCUAAUAAAAUGUCAGUGUUAUGCACUA